Molecule: messenger RNA, 1128 nt
Organism: Gallus gallus (chicken)
Lineage: Eukaryota; Metazoa; Chordata; Aves; Galliformes; Phasianidae
Gene: IMP3
Product: IMP3, U3 small nucleolar ribonucleoprotein, homolog (yeast)
Exons: 1
Coding region: 23-580 (185 amino acids)
Biological process (GO): rRNA processing
Cellular component (GO): Mpp10 complex; small ribosomal subunit; small-subunit processome
Molecular function (GO): rRNA binding; snoRNA binding; structural constituent of ribosome
Source: RefSeq, a predicted model, not a curated record
GGCGGCGCGGCACGGCGGCAAGAUGGUGCGGAAGCUGAAGUACCACGAGCAGAAGCUGCUGCGGCGGCUGGAGUCGGUGAGCUGGGAGGCGGCGCCGGGUAACCUGGCCGAGGUGCGGGCGCUGCGGCGGUACCGCGUGGGGCGGCGCGAGGACUACGCGCGGUACAAAGCGUUGGCCCGGGAGGUGCGCGCCGUGGCGCGGCGGCUGCGGGAUCUGAGCCCGGCCAGCGCCGCCUUCCGCGCCCGCUGCGCCGCCGCGCUGCUGGAGAAGCUGUACGCGCUGGGGCUCGUGGGGUCGCGGCGCUCCCUGGCCGUGUGCGAGCGCGUGUCCGCCGCCUCGUUCUGCCGCCGCCGCCUGCCCUGCCUGCUGCUGAAGCUGCGCAUGGCGCAGAACCUGCGGCACGCCGUCACCUUCGUGGAGCAGGGCCACGUCCGCGUCGGGCCCGAGGUGGUCACCGACCCCGCGCUGCUCGUGCCCCGCGCCAUGGAGGACUUCGUCACCUGGGCCGACGCCUCCCGCCUGCGCCUCAAAGUGCUCGACUACAACCAGGAGCGCGACGACUUCGACCUGGCGGCGUAGAGACGGCCAGCGCGGGGCGGAGACGCGCGGGGAGCCCUCCUGAGGGACCCCCGAGACCGCCCGGCAGCCCGCGGAGCCCCCCCAGCCCCGGCCCGGCCUGCACUCCUCUGCCCGGGACGCGCACAGCCCUCACUGCCGCCGCCAGGCUUCCGCGCGCCCAGAAGCGCCGGCUCAUCCACGGGCUGCAGCCCUGCACGGCGCUCCGCUGCUCGGAGCGGCACCGAAGGAGCUUUGCACGUGGCCAAGCAGCCGCUGCGGAGCUGUGCCGAUGUGCCUGCACUGCUGCUGCAAGGGCUGCACGGCAGCACCCCGCUCCGGUCACUGCGGCGCCGCCCAGGAAGGACUCCUUUGGCCCAAAGCGCUGUGCCGGCAGGGAGCACCGCGGGGUCAGCGGGGGACCAAACGAUGGACUGUGGGAACUGUGAGACUUCGGGCCUCAAAUGCUACAAACAAAAGCAAGCGUGGCCUUCGUGGGAAGGCUCAGAGCGGGGCAGGGCGGGCUGCAGCUCAGGGCUGGGGGUGAAAUAAAAUGCCACAUUUUGGAAGAA